Messenger RNA from Saccostrea cuccullata (small rock oyster), 767 nucleotides. RefSeq names its product DNA ligase 1-like. NCBI's taxonomy places the organism in Eukaryota, Metazoa, Mollusca, Bivalvia, Ostreida, Ostreidae. The transcript is spliced from 2 exons. The record is from RefSeq and is a predicted model, not a curated record. The annotation marks the transcript as partial.
AAUUCAAAACGGGGGCCGAAAAGGCAAAAUACUAUCGGGAACUGAAAAACAUAAAGGCAAGAGAGAUUCAGUUAAAAAAGUACAAUGAAAGGAAGCUUAUUUAUAAUGCUAAAAAGAGAGAAAAACGAUUAAAAGAGAAAGCCAACUCAACUGUCACAAAAGAGGCUGCAAGACAAAAGGGGUACAGAGAUAGGAAGAAGAGAGAGAAAGAAGAACUUGAGAGAAAAAGGAUUGAAAGAAAUAAAAAGAAAAGAGAGUACAGAGAGCGCGUAAAAAAUAGGCAGGAUGAUCAAGAUGAGGAGUUGCAGCUUAUUUUUAAUUCGAGAACUCAAAAACACAGGGCACUUAAAAAAUUAAAGCAAAAUUUACCCAGCACGCCAAAAAAAAGAGCAGCUUUAAUAUCUACCUAUAUGUCCUCCCAGAACAGUCCAACUGCUAAACUCCUACAGAAAUUUAACAAAACACCAUCCCCUGAUGAUGUAAAGAAAAUUAAAAUGGCCGAUGCCCUUCUCUCUGAUAUGAAAACUGUUAUUAACGAAAACAAACUGAAAAGGUCCGAUGAUGCAAGAGCGACAAUUAACGUUUUAAGUGCAGCGGUCAGUGGGGAAAAUGUACAACAAUCAAAAUGCAGGACAGAGCUGUCUAAGAAACUUGGAUUCAAUGAAAACGAAUACGUCAUAGGGUUCUUAGUACGGAAACUUCGGCGUAGACAUACACUGCCCGAAAAACUAGAAGUGAUGGUUUAUCGGAGGAAACGAGAAAGCUAG